This is a messenger RNA of Haemonchus placei, 435 nucleotides long. Lineage: Eukaryota; Metazoa; Nematoda; Chromadorea; Rhabditida; Trichostrongylidae. The record is from the annotation of a GenBank genome assembly.
AUGAGUGUGGAUCUCUCGAAACGAACCCUCGUGAUAUUCUACCGUACUCUCGACAGAUCAUCUCUGUUCCACCGUAAUCUGGUCGUAAUCACCAAAAUUCCAUGUUUCCAGUAUCACUACUGUAUGCUCUACAUGGCUCUGCCUUCACGCAUUAUUAUCAUACUUUAUGCACUGAGAUUCAUUGGUGUUUCAACAGAAAAUCCUCAGUCAGAACUAUUGUACAUGAUGGCAUGUUCUGUGAAUUUAUUUUGUAAAAUCCUGCCUUCUUUCGCACUUUUGUCGACGCUUAUGGAGCGGUUCAUCGCUUCUCACUAUAUCAGCGAUUAUGAGACCAAAUCUCGUCCUUGGAUUGCCGCCACUGCCAUCGUCGGUUCAUGGACAACAGCUUCUCUUGGUACAACGGUAAUGAUCUUUGGUAAGGAAAAGUUCGAGUAA